Molecule: messenger RNA, 858 nt
Organism: Fonsecaea erecta
Lineage: Eukaryota; Fungi; Ascomycota; Eurotiomycetes; Chaetothyriales; Herpotrichiellaceae
Exons: 2
Coding region: 1-858 (285 amino acids)
Biological process (GO): fatty acid beta-oxidation
Cellular component (GO): mitochondrion
Molecular function (GO): enoyl-CoA hydratase activity
Source: RefSeq, a predicted model, not a curated record
AUGGGAAUCUCUGAAGCAUUCGAGUCGCCACCUCCGAAAUGCGAGGGCUGCGAAGUAACCUUCCCAGAAGCAUAUAUCAUGCUGGCAACAAUCAACCGCCCACGUCAGCUCAACUCGAUCCCCUACGCUCUGCACUGGCAGAUGGAUGCUUUGUUCAAGUGGUUUGACAAUGAGCCGUCGCUGCGCGUUGCUAUCGUCACGGGUGCUGGGAACCGUGCCUUCUGUGUCGGCUCCGAUCUGAUCGAGAUGCAGCGGGUCAAGAAGUCUGGCGACGAGUCGUGGAAGGCUGAGCCGUACAAAUACACCCAUCCAACCUCUGGAUUUGCAGGCAUCAGCAGGAGAGAAGGGAAGAAGCCCAUUGUGGCUGCGGUCAAUGGCUAUGCAUUAGGUGGAGGCUGGGAGAUUGCUCUGAAUUGCGAUGUGGUUAUCGCCGUUCGAAGCGCACAGUUUGGUCUUCCUGAAGCCAAGGUCGGACUGUACGCCUACGGGGGCGGUCUCCCUCGUCUGAUUCGAACCGCGGGGCUGCAUAUCGCCAGCGAGAUCGCCCUCAGCGGGCGGCCCAUCAGUGCAGAGGACGCACUACGGCACAAUCUGGUCAAUCGGAUCGCGAAGAAACCCGAGACACUCAUCGAAGAGGCUCUCAGCGUGGCACGCGAGAUCGCAGCCAUAUCGCCAGACGCCAUGAUAAUUACCCGAGCGGCUCUCAGAGAAGCGUGGGAGACGCCCAGCGUCGAGAGGGCGUUUCAAAACACCCACGAGAGGUUCUACGAGAAGAUGAUGGCAGGGGAGAACUCGAGUGAAGGACUGGCUGCGUUCAAGGAGAAGCGGCCUCCGAGGUGGAAGCCAUCGAAAUUGUAG